Oryctolagus cuniculus (rabbit) is the source of this 2082-nucleotide messenger RNA. RefSeq names its product interferon regulatory factor 9 (gene IRF9). The record is from RefSeq and is a predicted model, not a curated record. Gene Ontology annotation, molecular function: protein binding; RNA polymerase II cis-regulatory region sequence-specific DNA binding; DNA-binding transcription factor activity, RNA polymerase II-specific. Gene Ontology annotation, biological process: immune system process; regulation of transcription by RNA polymerase II. NCBI's taxonomy places the organism in Eukaryota, Metazoa, Chordata, Mammalia, Lagomorpha, Leporidae. Gene Ontology annotation, cellular component: nucleus.
GGGCAAGGGAGGCCCUCUCCAGCCAUCCACCCGGCCGGGCCUUCCUACCUCUCUGCCCCCUCUCCUGUCAUGGAAUUUGGCUGGUCAUUGAAGUGACCAGAUAUGUACCAAGCAGGCACUAUAGGGGAACAGACAGGCACAGAUGUACACAGUCAUCCAGAGGCCCCAGACCAGCCCCCAGAGAAACUGGGAAAGCAGCAAUGUUACACAGAGGUCAGCGGCAUGCAAAGACAGAAUCUGAAGCAGGAAGGAGUACCAGGCAGGAGCUGUGGGCGGAGGGACCUGCUUGCUGCCGACAGUGGCAUGGCAGUGAGAGUCUCAGCUGCUAGCUCCCCCUGGUGGCGGUAGGUUGCCCUGCUACUCAGAGACCACGUGAUUUCUGGGAAAAGGCCCUCCCGAGAGGAGAAACGAAACUUAGGGUGGGGACUGUAGAAAGAGGCGGAGAAAUCUCCCUGCCUGGCUGCGAACGGAGCUGCAGCUUGUGGAGCCCUGGGACAGCUUGGACAGCGGUUCAGGAUGGGAUCGGGCAGGGCACGAUGCACCCGGAAGCUCCGGAACUGGGUGGUGGAGCAAGUGGAGAGCGGGAAGUUCCCAGGUGUGUGCUGGGACGAUGCAGCUAAGACCAUGUUCCGGAUUCCCUGGAAACACGCGGGCAAGCAGGACUUCCGGGAGGACCAGGAUGCCGCCUUCUUCAAGGCCUGGGCCAUGUUUAAAGGCAAGUACAAAGAGGGAGACCCAGGAGGCCCUGCUGCCUGGAAGACUCGCCUGCGCUGUGCCCUCAACAAGAGUUCUGAAUUUGAGGAGGUUCCCAAGAGAGGCCGAAUGGAUGUUGCUGAGCCCUACAAGGUGUAUCGGCUGCUGCCACCAGGAACUCCAUCUGCCCAGCCAGGGACCCGGAAAUCAGCAUCAAGGCGACACCACAGUUCUGUGUCUUUUGAGAGGGAGGAAGAUGAGGGUAUCACAAGCAACUGCAUGGUCAAUCCCGCCUCCCUCCAGGACUCCCUGGAUAACGUACUGUGUGUGCAGGCAGAGAUGGUGGCCACUGGGGAAGCAAACCACUCAGACGCCGGGAACAGCAGCAGCAGUAGCAACGGCGGUGGCAGCCCAGAGCCACAGGAAGGUGCGAAUGUAACUGAGGCUGCUGUGCAAGGGGAUAUGGUGGCCUCGGAGCUUCUGCUCCCUCCAGACCCAGACUACUCGCUGCUGCUCACCUUCAUCUACAACGGGCGUGUGGUGGGUGAAGCACGGGUGCACAGCCUCGACUGCCGCCUCGUGGCCGAGCCCUUAAGCUCUGAGAGGAACAUGGAACAGGUGGUGUUUCCCAAGCCUGACCCCCUGGAGCCCACCCAGCGCCUGCUGAGCCAGCUAGACCGAGGCCUCCUGGUGGCCAGCAACUCCCGAGGCCUCUUUGCUCAGCGGCUUUGCCCCGUCUUCGUCUCCUGGGAUGCACCGCAGGUCCCGCCUGGGCCAGGCCUGCAUCUGCUGCCCAGCAAUGAGUGUGUGGAGCUCUUCAAGACUGCCUACUUCUGCAGAGACUUGGCCAGGUACCUCCAGGGCCUGGGCCCCCCACCCAAGUUCCAGGUGACACUGAAUUUCUGGGAGGAGCGCCCCGGCCCCAGCCACACUGCACAGAGUCUUAUCACAGUGCAGAUGGAGCAAGCUUUUGCCCGACACUUACUGGAGACCCCAGAGGAGCAGGCAGCCAUUCUGUCCCUGGUGUAGGGCAUGGGAACCCACCUUCUGCCCCACCCCUCCGCUCCCACUCCUGUCUCCCUUGAAACAGACUCGUUGUCUGCACUGUUGGUCAGUGCCUCCCUUCUUGAUCACUCUCAGUGCUGUGGUAGUUACGUCCUUGAACUCCUCACAUCGUGGCUGGUGGAGAGCUCAAGGAUAAUUUUUAUUUUAAACACAUUUUUUGAAAUAUACCCUCUUUCAUCUCUAAAGGACUGGGAAAUUCCAAAUGAUGUGAACUCAGGGGGCCUCUCCUUCUUCCCUCAACCCUCAACUCUAAAGCCAAGCACUUUAUAUUUUCUUCCUAGGUCUUCACUAAGAAUUAAAAAUAAAAUUUUAUUGAAAGAGGAA